Molecule: messenger RNA, 2327 nt
Organism: Rosa rugosa (rugosa rose)
Lineage: Eukaryota; Viridiplantae; Streptophyta; Magnoliopsida; Rosales; Rosaceae
Product: ABC transporter G family member 31-like
Exons: 13
Coding region: 611-2137 (508 amino acids)
Cellular component (GO): membrane
Molecular function (GO): ATP hydrolysis activity; ABC-type transporter activity; ATP binding
Source: RefSeq, a predicted model, not a curated record
UUCUAUUGUUUUUUCAUUUCAUAAAACAAAACUUUUCUCUCUCCCCGACAGACCUCAAUUUUCCACGAGUCGCUGGCCACCUCUCACCACCACCACGUUUUCUGCUCUUGUCAUCAAGAUGCCGUGGAUCGAUUGAGCUCCAAAUUAAAGAACAUUGAAGUGAUUGAUCACCGCUGGCUCGCGACCCUCGGCGUGGCCUUGGUCUACGUCCUCCGCGUCUACUUCUCCAGGGAUUCUACAUCGUGUCGUACGGCUUGGGGAUCUUCCUCCUCAACUUGCUCAUCGGCUUUCUCUCUCCUCAGGUCGACCCGGAGAUCCACGACCUUUCCGACGGCCCCGGCCUCCCUACCCGCGGAUCCGACGAGUUCCGCCCCUUCGUUCGACGGCUCCCCGAGUUUAAAUUCUGGCUGAAAGGUUGGUUGGGAUUUGGGUGGAGUUUGCUUAGUCUACAUACCUCUUUCGCAUAAGAGGAAGGUGACAGUUCAGGAGUUCAAGGGGAAACCAUAGGUGUCGUUGAGGGAGUUUUUUACUAAAGAAGGCAAGGAGCUCCCUACUUCUAAAGGUGGAGUAUUAUUUCAGUGAUCUGAACUUAGCUACUACUGAUCAUCUUAUGAGGUUCAUAAACAAAGACCCAGAAGGAUUUGUGCCAAUAUCUGUUGUUGCAUCUUUCAAGAAGAUUAAGGCCCUCGUAAGUAGUCAUUCCCAGCUUGCAACUGUAUUGCGGAACUCCUCAAAGCUUGUGAGUUCACUUAUUUGUGCUCUGGCUGCAUUUGGAUUAGCUGCAUUACUUGUUAUAUUUUUGUUGGGUGGAUUCGUUAUUCCCAAAGAUAGCAUUAAGCCAUGGUGGCAAUGGGCCUUUUGGGUAUCACCACUAUCAUAUGGACAACGCGCUCUUUCUGUCAAUGAAUUUACUGCUGUAAGGUGGAUCAAGAUAGCUCCUUUAACAAACAGAACAAUUGGGCAAAAUGUCCUCCAAGAACACAACAUACCAAAUGGUGAUUAUUGGUAUUGGAUUGGAGUUGGUGGUUUGUUAGCUUAUGCAUUGCUUUUCAAUUGCAGAGUGACUCUGGCCUUGACGUACCUAAAUCCACUAAGGAAGUACCAGACAGUGCUUCCACUUGAUGACACAGAAGGGAGUCCUGCUGCAGAUGGGGGUAAAAAUAAGACUGUGUCUAGCCCAAAAUUAGCUAGAGUUAACAGCCCAGUAAAGGGAAUGAUCUUACCAUUUCAGCCAUUAACAAUGACUUUCCACAAUGUUACCUACUCUGUUCACAAGCCAAAGGAGAUGAAGUCACAAGGUAUACCAGAAUCGAAGUUGCAACUCUUGUCGAAUGUGAGCGGAGUAUUCUCACCAGGUAUUCUUACAGCUUUAGUUGGGUCUAGUGGAGCUGGAAAGACCACUUUGAUGGACGUCCUUGCUGGUAGGAAAACUGGUGGAUACAUAGAAGGAGAUAUUAAGAUAUCUGGUUACCUGAGAGAGCAACAUACUUUUGCUAGAGUAGCAGGAUAUGUUGAGCAAAAUGACAUACAUUCUCCUCGAGUUACAGUUGAGGAGAGUCUAUGGUUUUCUUCUGCUCUUCGCUUUCCAAAGGAAGUCAGCACAGAGACAAGACUCGUGUUUGUUGAAGAAGUAAUGGAACUAGUAGAGCUCGAUACUCUAAGGCAUGCUUUGGUUGGUGUGCCAGGCAGUUCAGGCUUAUCAACAGAGCAAAGAAAACGCUUAACAAUCGCUGUUGAGCUUGUUGCGAACCCGUCAAUUAUCUUUAUGGAUGAACCCACAUCUGGACUGGACGCAAGGGCAGCAGCCAUUGUGAUGAGGACUGUUCGUAAUACUGUUGAUACAGGAAGAACGGUGGUCUGCACUAUACACCAACCAAGUAUCGACAUUUUUGAGGCAUUUGACGAGCUUCUUCUUAUGAAACGAGGGGGGCAAGUUAUAUAUGGAGGAAAGCUAGGCCAGCACUCCCAGACAAUGAUAAACUACUUUCAGGAGAUUAAUGGAAUCACUCCGAUUCCAAGCGGGUACAAUCCAGAAACCUGGAUGCUGGAGGUAACCACACAAACUCUACCCAAAUCCCAACCAACCUUUCAGCCUAAGACAAAUAGGAGAGACUGCAAGAUUGGAUACCCAAGGUGAAUUCGUGCAUUUGGAUGGUUAAAUGUUCAAAAGAUGAUGUAGUAUAUUUUGUAAUAUGCUAUAUUCUUAACAUAAGUUUAAACUCAAGUUUGCUAGAAAUUGUACUUGGUCUGUAACAGAUUGGAUAUAAAAAGUUUGUUAAAACCCUUUCUAUUAUCUAUGAUAUAUAUGCUGAUUCACCGGCCUGUAC